ACUUGCAGAAACAGAUACAUUUCUCAAACAGAGAAAUUAAUCUGGCUUUUACAGCAAACAGAUCCAAAUGUAGUAAACCGUCUCACAAUUUUCGCUUACAAGGAUGAGGCGAUUAUAACAAAAAGACCUGCAAAACUGAGGAGCUUGGUUAUGAUACAGAUUCCAGGGGCCACAGCUUCCAGGAGAGAGAUGAAAAUGCCCAUAGUUCUGUCUGGUCAGCAGAAGGACUAGUGUGAAGAGAUACCUGCCAUCAGGCCCUUUGAACUGUCAUAGACAUAAAAAUGCUUUAGCAGUAAUGUUCAGUUGGCAUUUAUGAGGUGGUGACUUGGGAGUGUCUUGUGGUGAUACAAACCAAAAACCUAGGACUUACUGGAUCAGCUAAAUCUGACUCAGGGAGGAGGGAUAUACUCAGGUUCUUGGAAAAUUUAAUUUGACCCUGAAGAAUGAAGCUUCUUAUCAGCCCAUUUCGGAGGAUGAUCAUGGGCCUCCUGCCUCACUGGGGACCAGUGAGAGUGAAUCCUAUCAAAAGCGCUGCAUUGAACUCCCAUCAGUUUCUUCUGAGACAGAAUUUCAGUGGUAAACCUGGACCAGUGACAGCCACAGAUCUGGUCAACUACUGGCAAGAAGUGUUUGAAGCUAACAGGAUCCCUGAAGCACAAGAAUCCAGCGAGUAUAUUGUUUCCUAUGUCCUGGGAGCAAAAACAUUCCACAGCUUGAGUGCCAGCAGCAUGUCUACCCCCCUCACAGCAGAGCAGCAGGAGCAGGUCCAGCAGCUGAGUGCAAAGCGGUUGCAAAGGAUGCCUGUGCAGUAUGUCCUUGGUGAGUGGGAUUUCCAGGACCUGACCCUCAAGAUGAGACCCCCAGUCUUCAUUCCUCGGCCUGAAACAGAGGAUCUCAUCUCUUUGGUUCUGGAAGAGGCAUCUCAGAAGAAUAAGAGCUGUGUGGAUAAUGCAGUUCACCAGUGUCCUCCUACUACUCCUCUCCUUGUCAUCCUGGAGAUUGGCUGUGGCUCAGGGGCCAUUGCCCUGAGUCUCCUCAGCAAGCUGCCCCAGAGUCAGGUGAUAGCCGUGGAUAAAGAGGUAGCUGCUGUGAACCUCACAAGAGAGAAUGCCCAAAGGUUUCAACUCGAGCACAGGCUAAGACUUUUCCACCAUGAUGUCUUAUCCAGUUCCUGGGAGCAGCUGCUCCCCUGGGGCCCUGUGGACAUCAUCAUCAGUAACCCACCAUAUGUCUUCCAUGAAGACAUGGCUCACCUGGCUGCAGAGAUCCUCAGGUAUGAACACCUUGAUGCCCUGGAUGGGGGAAAUGAUGGGAUGAGAGUGAUAAAAAGGAUUCUGGAGCUGGCUCCUUAUAUUCUAAAAAAUUAUGGGAGUGUGUUUCUAGAAGUUGAUCCGAGGCACCCAGAGAUGGUGGAGAACUGGCUGCAAAGUCGUCCUGACCUGUUCCUUUCUCUUUGUGCUACCCACAAGGACUUCUGUGGAAAGCCAAGGUUUCUGCACAUUCAAAAAACAUAUAGCAGGUGACUGGAACCCAAGGAAUGUCUCCGUCCAUCCCAACAUGCAUAUCUUGGGAGUUCCUUGCUGACAGAUCCACUGGAACUCAACACAGUAACAUGAAUCUGGACUACCAUUCCAUUUUCCAGUGUUUUGACCUCCCCAUGUAUUGACCAUCCAUAGCUGGUAAUGGAUUUCACUUGAUGGAUCAAUAGCGAGGGCCUAGGAUCUGCACAGGUGUUUCAUUUUCCCCAGAUGGUCAGACAAAGCUUUCUUGCUCACUUAGGUAGAUCAAUUAAUAGCUAUGAGAUCCCAGCCCAGAGGGAAUUGCAUCUCAUUUCUGUUAUGAAAAGCUGCAGAUAAGUGUGGCAAAAAUACAACUUCGUACAUCAAAUGACAUACUUAUAUGACUCUUGUCCUGAGUGAAGAGCUGAGGGCUUUACCAACAUAAGAAUUGGUCUUAGUGUUUUUCAUUUCUUUUUAAGCAUCUAUUUUCAGUAUUUCAAGUGGGUCUAAUGCGAGAUUACCAAACUGCCUCUUUGGAUUCGGUUCUAUUCUGGAAGCCUAGUGUUGCUGACUGAUCCAACAAUAGUAAAGCAGCAUGUGCUGCCCAGCCUUCCUGAAUGACCUUCAGCACAUGUGUAGUUCUUAUUCUAAAUGUGAGAUCUUUCUGCAGAUAAUUGGACCCAGACUGAAGGUUUUGCAAGGUAGAUUUGGGAUGGGCCUAAACCAAAAUUUACUGGGAAAUCUUCACUUUUCUUUGGAAAAUCUUGUUUUAGACUGGCAAGGCAAAGCCUUGCAUCUGAAGAUUUGCAAGAUAUAUUUAGAAAAGUUCUUUUUGGCACGAAGGUUUUAUUUUCAAAGUCCUUUUUCUGAAGGGGCCCCAGCAAAACAGGACUUGGAAGAAGACUUCUGGUGUUCAGUUGGCAUGUGUGUCAAUUUAUCACUUAGCACAUCAUGGAUGCUAACAGUAAGAAAUAAAAAGUCACAAUAAAACUAGCACGGUAUGUUCUGUGGGUAGAUUGAGCCUUAAUUGAAAAUGUGACUCAAAAGAACAGCUGUCAAGAGGGAAAUAUUUUUAAAGAUGAUGUGGGGCCUGGAUCCACACAUUCCACCGCAUAAUAAAUCCACCUGCAUUGUGUAUUUUCCCAUAGAUUUCAAAACACAUUACACAGAAGGUCAGUGUAUUAAUUUCCCAUUUCACAGAUAGGGAAACUGAGGCACAUAGAGGGAUGGUUACUCAGCAGGUUGAUGGCUUUGUCUGAUGUAGAACCCACACCUCCUGACUCUUUCCCCAAUCCACCUUGAAUAGGUAAAGUCUGUUUCUUCAACAAGAAGUGAUCCAUGCAGUGGUUCUGCCUGAAAGUACUUAGAAAGAAGACUGCCUGCAGCAGACUGACAAAACGUGCUAUUGUAAAUAAUGGAAGGACUUAAAUGCAAGUAGAUUUAUUUUUCCUAGUGGCCAAUUCAUCUGCUGCCUAAUGUUAGCCCUGAAGAAGAGUCUGAGGAGUUGAUUCAAAUAGAAGCCUGUACUGGGUCACUGCUGGGGAGCAGACCCAUAUGGAAUGUAUUCAUUUGUGGUCUCAGAAUGUGCCAGGUGUUUAAGAGAGAUCCUCCCAGGCUGGAGUGGCUGCAGACAAACUUAACUAGAGCCUGGUGCCACCCACCACAAAUUUCAGCACGCCUUGGGGCUGUUAGAAAGCUCCAGAUUUCUGAGGCUUAUUGAAACAAGAGUGUAGUUUAGGUCCGUCAUCCUCACCCUUCUUUUCACUCCAUCACUUUCCACUUGGCGUCUCUCACUCUUACCUACUCUGUUUUUCACUCUUGAGUCUUGUACAGGGCUUUGCAAAUGCACCUCAACUUUUGACUGAUAUACCAGUACCUAGCUUCCAGUCUGGGCCUCAGCCCAACUCCAGGGGCUUAGCCAAAGCCUCUGUCAUUACCGCCAUCAUUCACAACCUAGCUCCAUGUCACCAUUGCCCAUAGUGCAUGCAGCUUGGGCCCUGUGAUCCUGCUACAUGAGUUGUGCGCGCUGUGGCCCUUCUAAUAUUCAGUAGCUAUCACACAAAAAAGGAAAAAAACCUCCCUCCUCUUCCUCCAGGAAAACAUGGUAAGAAUAAUCUAAUGAGCGCUACAGCAAAGCUAGAAAUAGGGACCCUCCUGAAGUGCAUCUCACUCCAUGUUUGAGAGUUUAGGAACUAGGUGUAAUCCUGAUUUAUCCAGUUCCAUCUGAGAUGAUUUUUUUAGCACUUUUGUAGCUCAGUGCAGGGAAGAUCCAAAAUGUGUUUAUGUAGGUUAAGAAAAAGAACUUGUAGUUCUCAGCUGAAGUGGAACAGUUGUUUUUAAGUUGAAUUUAAGCAAAGUUCCCACACUCAGUAAUGGAUGCAGGCACUAAACAUGAAAUGCAGUCAACAAGUGUAACUUGCUAUUGUAGGAUAUUUAAAGAGGUUGCAUAAUUUAUUGAUUUUUAAGAGUGUUCAUUGCUGCCACAGUGCAUUCUUCAGAGGGUGAGCUUGUCACUUGUAGGAAUCCAGGAUGAACCCUCCUGUGCAAGUCAAGUCUGCUGGCAGGGAGCAUUAUCAUUUCACUUGAAAGCAUCAGUUGCCCUGAGCAGGGUAUGUUUUAUGAGAUGGACUUAUGUCUAAUCCAGUAGGGCAAGUGCUACAUUCCUAUAAUUAUCAUGUUUAUAAAAAAUGCUUACAGUACAAUCUUUGUUGUGAAUUGAUUACAUAGUACAGAAGAUAAUGUGACAUUUCUGACCUUUUUCUGAGGACAAGUGGAGAGAGAUCUCAUUCUGUCUCCAGAGAAGCCAUUCACUUGCCAAAGUCUCUUUUCUAAGGGGACAAGAUUGCACAGUACAGUAUGUACUGCAACACCUGACACACAUUUGCCCAGACUCUUCAGCACAGCGACUUUUAAUCACAUUUUGGAUGGGACAGCUUUCAAAGAUCCACUGUGACACCCCCAGACUUCUUGCUCUCCAAAGAGCUGAGCAGAGAGAUUCUAAAAUCUAAAUGAUUUAAUUUGUUUUAGUUCUCUGGACAGUGUGUAGUUGCUCAGUGAAGUUAUAGAAGGCUAAUACUACUGUUUGCAUGUUUAUAUAAUCAGUGUCUUGGGCUGAAUUUUCAGGCACUUGACCCACAUUUACAUCUUUUGAAAACUUGCCAAAGAAGUGGCUUGAUUUUUUCUGAACUAAUAUUUGCAUUUAUUUUUCCUGGGAGGUCUGGAAGAGGACUGACUUUCUUGGGGGGCAUAGGAAUGCAAGAAAGGGGAAAGGGGAAACAGGAGAGGGGCUGAACUAUCUACUGGGACCGGUCUCUUUCCUAGAAACAGAGUUGGAAACAGGGAAUUGAACCAGUAUUUAAUUGGGUUUGGUUAAGGUUCUGGUUCAAGCCACCCAAAACAAUAAAUAAAUAGUGAUUUGGUUAUUGGUUCCAAUUGGUUCAAAUAAAAUUUCUUUUACACACAGCACAGAAGGAAUUUACCAGUUUCAGGGUAAGAAAUAGACUUUUAAAACAGACACGUUUUAAAAUGUAUACUGCUUAUUUAAAGUUUAUACGAGUAAUGUUCUUUUUUUACUGAACUGCGCUUGACUUCAACUUUACAUGAUUUUGGCAGGGUUUUUGUGUUGUCAAAACAAUUAUAAUUUCAUGAACAAUUUGUGUGAACUAAAAUACUGUCUUCUAUUAUCUGCUUUGUCACAUUGCAUCUGUGUGCUGACUGAAUAAAUUUGAAGCCUGAAAAUGCUAUUACAAAUUUUGCCAGUUGA
Messenger RNA from Alligator mississippiensis (American alligator), 5262 nucleotides. It is a transcript of the gene HEMK1, whose product is annotated as HemK methyltransferase family member 1. Lineage: Eukaryota; Metazoa; Chordata; Crocodylia; Alligatoridae. The record is from RefSeq and is a predicted model, not a curated record. Bases 444 to 1523 code for a protein of 359 amino acids. Gene Ontology annotation, cellular component: mitochondrion. Gene Ontology annotation, biological process: protein methylation. The transcript has 12 exons. Gene Ontology annotation, molecular function: protein methyltransferase activity; nucleic acid binding.